UUUGUCUUGUGAAGUGAAACAACCUCGCCAGUCUCAUCAUGUCCGCAAACGGCAAUGCAAUCUCUAGCCUGGACAUCGCCUACAUCGUGCUUGAAGCGGUCAUCGCAUUGGCAUCUCUUUCAGGCAACGUUCUUGUGGUGUGGGCAGUCAAACUGAACAAGGCACUCAGAGAUACUACCUUCUAUUUAAUCGUGUCGUUGGCAGUGGCUGAUAUCGCGGUUGGAGCAGUCGCUAUCCCGAUAGCCAUUCUCAUUAGCCUGCAAGUCAAGAUGCACUUCUAUUGCUGUCUGUUCGCCUGCUGUCUUCUGUGCAUCCUGACACAAAACUCCAUACUGUUCCUGCUGGCUAUCGCGAUAGACAGGUACCUCAGGGUAAAGAUACCUGUCAAGUACAGAGCAGUAAUGACCCACCGCCGCGCCUGGGUGGCUGUUGGAGUCUGUUGGCUGGUGCCCACCAUUCUGGGUCUGCUGCCCAUGUUGGGUUGGCACCGAGGAGACAGCUUGGGGGCUGCUGCAGAGCGCAACAGCAGCAGCAGCAGCAGUGAGGGAAGGUACAAGGCGUGCAGUUUCCCUGAGGUGAUGAGCAUGGACUACGUGGUCUACUUCAACUUCUUUGGGCUCAUCCUGUCCCCCUUACUGCUGAUGCUGGGGCUGUACGUGCUGGUUUUCACCACCAUCAAGAAACAGCUGCAUCACUCCCAGGGAGCCUGCAAAGCCUCCAGGCUCCAGAAGGAACUGAAGCUCGCAAACGCUUUGGCGUUGGUCCUGGCUCUGUUUGCCUUGUGUUGGCUACCUCUGCCCAUCAUGAACUCAGUGGGGUUCUUCUGCCCCACCUGCCAUGUGUCCAAGGCCAUUCUCUACUGCGGCAUUCUACUGAGUCACGCCAACUCUGCUAUUAACCCUGUGGUGUACGCCUUCAAAAUAAAGAAGUUCAGGGUCACCUUCAUGAGGAUCUGGCACCAUUACUAUACUGGAUCAGAGUGGAACGAGUCGACUUUUCACUCCAACACCUUGCAGUCACAGAGGGCAGAUAAAUCUGAUAGUGUUUGAGGCUCAGGGUAUCAACCCUGUCUUUCCAGAACCAAGCAAUGAGAAAUGGCCAUUAAUCUGCAAAGCAUCUACCCUCUGUGUCCACUGUAUACUGGACAUUAACAAUGGUGUCCAUUAGUUGUAGUAUUUUAAAAGGCCAGUAGUGUGGGCACUGUUACGUUUCUGCCUCUAUAUUAUGUCCAUGUUUUGUUACAGUAUUCUCAACACUGUGUUAUGUUGUCCAGCUGUUGUACUGAAUUUUAAUGAAAGUAUCUUAAAAAAAGAUGCACUAUUUUUAUAUGUUUGAUUGCAUGCUUUUUACCAGUAUACUGGACAUUUCAACUGGAUACAUUUUAAAAAGUUUGAUAAAUGUUGAUACUUUUUCAGUUUUGGUUUCCUUGCAUGCAACAGAGGGUUAGUACCAAUGUGACUGUAUGUGCAGUUAUGAACAAUGAUAUCUGCCAAUUCAAAAUAACUUCUACACAGUGCCUUUGAUGACAAAAAAAAACAAAAAAACAUUAAAAACAUGAGAGGCAUUAGCGCCACUAAGAGAGAUGUUGAUCAAAACAUAAACAGAGAGUGGCACUGAAGCAGUCUUUCUUAACUUCAAAAAGAUACUAAUCAGACACAUUUAUUUAUAACAGAACUACAAUGUUAAUUACCAGAUGUGCCACUUUUCUGUUUCUUUGGGCUAGUUUUCAUUAUGACACAGAUGUUAGUAAUAACUCUACUUUCUAAUGCAACACACAAUCACACAAAUCAGAGAAAAACCCCAAACCAACUGAGGUCAGGCAGUCUCACGCAACUAUGUAGGUUUAUAUUUAAAUACAUUUAUAGUUAAAUACAUUUAGGAAGCAUUUUGAUUGACCGAAUAUACUGUAUUUUAAAGUUGGUAUACCUUCAAAUGUUUGAUAUGUUUACAAUAACUACAAUGACUACAAUACAAUGUUUCUUAUUGCAAAUACUCAAAUACAUUUUUUUAAAGUCUGUGUUAAUGGGAUUUGACCAUCAGUUAAUUUACUGUAAAUAUUUUAUUUAAAAAGAAAGGCUUUGUUAUGUAUCAAUGGGUCCUAUUCACCUAGCUUUAACUGUUUCAGUAUGUCAUUGCUCCAUGAGGACUGGUCUCUUCCUAGAACUCUAGAAACAGGUUAGUAUCAUGUAAAGCAUUUCUUAAUGUUGUGUUUCCUUUGACUAAUGUUUUUUUUUUUUCAAAAAGUGAGAGCCAGCGCCAUCUAGUGUUGUGUUAUGCCAGCAAUACAAACGGCUCCAUACCAUAUGGCUCCAGAUUAACCGGACACUUUGAGACAGACCGGGAUUUCAAAAUUCCCCCUAAACUGAAAGUAAUUCACUUAUAAAUGAGCUCCACCUUUGCUGAGAUUAAUCCUGCAGCAAACAAGUCACACAGAUCAGCUGCUUCUGAUCAGAUCUUAAUGAACGAAUAGCUAAUCUAUUGAUAGAGCAACGAGAUGAUGAUGCGAUUGUAUUUGCAGAAUAAUAUGGGGGAUUGAAUUUUAACAAACAGAAAAAAAUAGCAACUGGCUGCAAUUCAUUCUUAGUAUAAUACAAUUAUUUGACGCGCAUGUGGGUAUUUAAGCACUAUUAUUAAUUGUAGCUAAGGAUGGUUCAUUUACACAUUCAUUUAUUUCAAUUUAGGGGCAAGUUUGAAAUCCCGUUCUGUUUCACAGCGUCCUGUUAAUCUGGAACCAGAUGGUAACCCUAGGCAAAUAGAACUGAAGAACUGAAAUACAAUAUCAGAAUGUUAAAAAAUAAAUAAAUAAACACAAUGGCAAUAACAACUAUAGAGAAUGACUGCAAAACCUAAUAAUAAAAAAAUGAUGUUCUAUUAAACAAGAGCCCCCAAGUAAGGGCAAACGGUGUGCUAAGAAUCUGUUACGUGCAUAAGCUCUGCUGCUGUAUGCAGUUACCUUUGCUGUUCAUGUGCAGUAUGCA
Acipenser ruthenus (sterlet) is the source of this 2978-nucleotide messenger RNA. RefSeq names its product adenosine receptor A1-like. Bases 39 to 1049 code for a protein of 336 amino acids. The record is from RefSeq and is a predicted model, not a curated record. Lineage: Eukaryota; Metazoa; Chordata; Actinopteri; Acipenseriformes; Acipenseridae. Gene Ontology annotation, cellular component: membrane; dendrite; synapse. Gene Ontology annotation, molecular function: G protein-coupled adenosine receptor activity. The transcript has 2 exons. Gene Ontology annotation, biological process: G protein-coupled adenosine receptor signaling pathway.